AUGCCGAGCAUCAACACUUUGCUGUUGGCGGCCUUCGCCACUGUACAGGCCGUCCAGGGAGCCACGUACCCUGCAUCAGGAUCUUCCACGUAUCCGAAAAUCUCGGAAGAUGGCCGUUGCGCAACCAACGGUGCUACUUGCCUAGGUUCCAAGUUCGGAGACUGCUGCGACCAACGUGGUUACUGCGGUGGCAAUCGCAACUACUGCGGCAGAGGAUGCAACCCAGUGUAUGGAAAAUGCUCUGGUGAAAAGCCACCUUGCACUACUUCGUCAUCUGUUGUACCUACUCCUGAGCCUUCACCAGAGCCUACUCCUGAGCCUUCACCAGAACCAACUCCAGAACCGACCCCCGAGCCUACUCCUGAGCCAACUCCCGAGCCUACUCCUGAGCCUCCUUCUGGAAACUGUGGAGCUCAGAAAUACCCAACGUCACCCAGGGGUCUGCAGAGUACGACUCCUGGAUCCAGCAUUUCCGCGUGUUCUGAGUCCUGUCUCGCGAAUCCCAGUUGCAGGUUCUUCUUCUUAUACUCGCAGACGACCUGCUAUAUCUUCACCAUUCCGUUGUCUGAGGUCACUCAAUUUACCGUCACCAACCGAGUUCUACUAUAUGAAAGGUCUUGCUUCGAGCCGGUUGUCACACCUACUCCCACUCCUACUCCUACUCCUACUCCUACUCCUACUCCUACUCCUACUCCUGAACCCACUCCUCAGUCUCUCGUGUGCCAUCAAAAGGGCUACGCCAGCGGUCAGGACGGAUCCUCAGCCUACAGUGUCCAAACCGCAGACAGUGAUGCUUCCUGCCUUGCGAUCUGUCGAUCCCAGUCCCAAUGCACGUUUGUCAUCCUCGCCAGUCAAAGAGACUGCUUCCUCUACAAUACCGUCUACAAUAGGAACUCGCCAGUGGUCCCACUGGAUUACAUUUCGCUCUCUGAGAGGGAUUGUGACAUCUAG
Messenger RNA from Bipolaris victoriae FI3, 951 nucleotides. Its product is annotated as carbohydrate-binding module family 18 protein. The transcript is spliced from 3 exons. The coding region runs from base 1 to 951 and encodes 316 amino acids. The record is from RefSeq and is a predicted model, not a curated record. Gene Ontology annotation, molecular function: chitin binding. Lineage: Eukaryota; Fungi; Ascomycota; Dothideomycetes; Pleosporales; Pleosporaceae.